GCAGGUCGUUGAUGGCCAUCGGACGGCAUUGAAGCCCACCUUUUGUGUGUACGCGGGUGUGCGUGACUUUCCUUUUUUGGAUUCGCUGCUGCUUGAGGCUCAACGUUGAGGCGAGGGGAACCCAUCGUUUUGUGGGCAAGAGCCUGCCCCCUCCUCCGCACUACCAUCACCACCUCUCCUCUCCCGAGACACACACACACACACACACACCGCGCCCCGAAUUCCGGUGCGUCAUGUUUGAGGGCAAAAAGACGAAAAACAUGUUCCUCACCAGAGCUUUGGAGAAGAUUUUAGCCGACAAGGAGGUGAAGAAAGCCCACCACUCCCAGCUACGGAAAGCCUGCGAAGUGGCACUCGAGGAAAUCAAAGAGGAGUCUGAAAAAUUAAGUCCGCCUAGUGGAGAUGGAAAAUCGGGUUCGGGCACUUUGCCGCCAAUCAAAUCAAAGACCAACUUCAUCGAAGCUGAUAAGUACUUCUUGCCGUUCGAGCUGGCAUGUCAAUCCAAAUGUCCCCGCAUCGUCAUCACCUCGCUCGACUGUUUACAGAAGCUGAUAGCGUACGGCCACCUGACAGGCAGUGCUCCAGACAACACGGCCCCAGGCAAGAAGCUCAUAGACCGCAUCAUUGAGACCAUCUGCGCCUGCUUCCAGGGCCCGCAGACGGACGAGGGAGUGCAGUUACAGAUUAUCAAGGCUCUGCUGACGGCCGUAACGUCGCAGCACAUUGAGAUUCACGAGGGCACCGUGCUGCAAGCCGUGCGCACCUGCUACAACAUCUACCUGGCCAGCAAGAACCUCAUCAACCAGACCACCGCCAAGGCCACGCUCACGCAGAUGCUCAACGUCAUCUUCGCCCGCAUGGAGAACCAAGCACUUACAAAUCACAAGCUAUCUUGGUCUCUGGCCUCCAGAAAGCGUGAUCGCCAGUUGCAGGAGGCAAAGCAGUUGGAACGGGAGCGGCACCGGCAGCACACAGAACCAGACUCCCCUCAAAUCCACACGCCGCCCAAAGCUCCCACCCGGGAGUCCAACGGGCCGGUCAUCACCCCAACCACCCCGAGUAUCACCGCCCUGUCCGCCCCGUCCACCCCGUCCACCCCGUCGUCGCCUUCCAUGCCGGCACCGCGGGGCGACGACGACGCCGGAAGCAGCAGCCGCUCUUCGCCCGCAGAGCGCAGGCCCGUCUACGAGAGCCCCGAUCCAGAAAAUGGUUCAGACUUUUGCGUGGCGGAAAAUGAACAGACGGAGGCCGACCAAGCCACAGCGGCAGCGCAGAAUGCAGCAGGCGAGGAGGAUGAUGAUGACGAAAGCCCCAACUAUGAGGAGAAAGCCCAAGAGAUCGUGCAGAGCAUCCUGCAGGAGGUGGUCAACACCGUGGCAGGAGGUAACUGCCUGGACGCGGCUCACCUCUGCGCAGACGCCCAGGAGCCGCCGGGCGAGGGCGAGCCGGCGGAGGCGGAGCGACUCGAAGUCGUCCCGCAGGCCGCCCAAAACUCCCUGGAGGACGAGGGCACGCUGCGGAGCGACGGCGAGCACGUUCAUCACGCCAACGGCAUCCCAGGCACGCCCAUUUCCGCCAGCUUUACGCCGUCGCUGCCUGAUGACAGACUGUCCCUCUCGUCCACUGACACUCAGGAAUCGGGAGCGACGCCGGGUCAGCCACCGGGCGCCAAGUUCUCUCACAUCCUCCAGAAAGACGCAUUCCUGGUCUUUCGCUCGCUCUGCAAGCUCUCCAUGAAACCUCUGUCGGACGGACCGCCUGAUCCCAAGUCUCACGAGCUACGGUCCAAGGUGCUGUCGCUGCAGCUGCUUCUGUCCAUCCUGCAGAAUGCCGGGCCCAUCUUCAAGACCAACGAGAUGUUCAUCAACGCCAUCAAGCAGUACCUGUGCGUGGCGCUCUCCAAGAACGGCGUGUCGUCCGUGCCAGAGGUCUUCGAGCUGUCGCUGUCCAUCUUCCUCACGCUGCUGUCGCACUUUAAGACGCACCUCAAGAUGCAAAUCGAGGUUUUCUUCAAGGAGAUUUUCCUCUACAUCCUGGAGACGUCCACAAGCUCCUUCGACCACAAAUGGAUGGUCAUCCAAACCCUCACCAGAAUAUGUGCAGACGCUCAGAGCGUGGUGGACAUCUACGUCAACUACGACUGCGACUUGAACGCCGCCAACAUCUUCGAGCGGCUCGUCAACGACCUCUCGAAAAUAGCGCAGGGACGCGGCGGCCACGAGCUGGGCACUACGCCCCCGCAGGAGCUGACCUUGCGAAAGAAAGGCCUGGAAUGUCUGGUGUCUAUCUUGAAAUGUAUGGUGGAGUGGAGCAAGGACCAGUAUGUCAACCCAAACUCCCAGACUAGCCUUGGCCAAGAGAAGCCGUCUGAGCAGGAGAGCAGCGAGACGCGGGCCCCCGAGACCAUCAACCGCUACGGCAGCAUCAACUCGCUGGACUCCACCGCCUCGUCGGGGAUCGGCAGCUACAGCACGCAGAUGUCGGGCACGGACAACCCCGAGCAGUUUGAGGUCCUCAAGCAGCAGAAGGAGAUCAUCGAGCAGGGCAUCGACCUGUUCAACAAGAAACCAAAGAGGGGGAUCCAGUACCUUCAAGAGCAAGGCAUGCUGGGAUCAACCGCAGAGGACCUGGCUCAGUUCCUGCACCAAGAGGAGCGCCUUGAUUCGACUCAAGUGGGGGAGUUUCUCGGCGAUAAUGAGCGCUUCAAUAAGGAGGUGAUGUACGCCUACGUGGAUCAAAUGGACUUCCAAGGCAAAGACUUCGUGUCGGCGCUGAGGAUGUUCCUGGAGGGCUUCCGGCUGCCCGGCGAGGCCCAGAAGAUCGACAGGCUCAUGGAGAAGUUCGCCGCCAGAUACCUCGAGUGCAAUCAGGGGCAAACCCUUUUUGCCAGCGCAGACACCGCCUACGUGCUCGCCUACUCCAUCAUUAUGUUGACGACUGACCUUCACAGUCCACAAGUAAAGAACAAAAUGACCAAGGAGCAGUACAUCAAGAUGAACCGCGGCAUCAAUGACAGCAAGGACUUGCCCGAGGAGUACCUUUCGGCCAUCUAUGACGAGAUUGCGGGCAAGAAGAUUGCCAUGAAGGAGACCAAGGAGCUGACUAUGAAGUCCAGCAAGCAGAGCGUGGCCAGUGAGAAGCAGAGGCGUCUGCUGUACAACGUGGAGAUGGAGCAGAUGGCCAAGACGGCCAAGGCGCUGAUGGAGGCCGUCAGCCACGUGCAGGCGCCGUUCACCAGCGCCACCCACCUGGAGCACGUGCGGCCCAUGUUCAAGUUGGCGUGGACGCCCUUCCUGGCCGCAUUCAGCGUGGGCCUCCAAGACUGCGACGACACCGACGUGGCGUCACUGUGUCUGGAGGGCAUCCGCUGCGCCAUCAGGAUAGCGUGCAUCUUCUCCAUACAGCUGGAGAGGGAUGCCUACGUGCAAGCACUGGCAAGGUUCACGCUUCUCACCGCCAGCUCGGGCAUCACCGAAAUGAAGCAAAAGAAUAUUGACACCAUCAAGACUCUCAUCACCGUGGCACACACCGACGGAAACUACCUUGGCAACUCCUGGCAUGAGAUCAUGAAGUGCAUCAGUCAGCUGGAGCUGGCGCAGCUCAUCGGCACGGGCGUGAAGGCGCGCUACAUCUCGGGGACGGUCCGCAGCAAAGAGGGCUUCGUGGCCAGCACCAAGGAGCAGAGCAACGACGAGUACCUGGGCUUGGGUAAGUCGGCACCCCCUCAAAGUCCAAAGCCAAACCCAAUCAAAGGUGUUGCUCACCGAUACCUCCGCUGUGCAGUUGGCGGCACGGUGGACCGCAAGCAGAUCGCCAGCAUCCAGGAGUCCAUCGGAGAGACCAGUUCUCAAAGUGUGGUGGUGGCUGUGGACAGGAUAUUCACAGGCUCGACCAGACUUGAUGGCAAUGCAAUAGUGGAUUUUGUGCGCUGGCUGUGCGCCGUGUCCAUGGAUGAGCUGGCCUCGCCCACGCACCCCCGCAUGUUCAGCCUGCAGAAGAUCGUGGAGAUCUCCUACUACAACAUGGGCCGCAUCCGGCUGCAGUGGUCCAGGAUCUGGGAGGUCAUCGGGGACCACUUCAACAAGGUGGGCUGUAACUCCAAUGAAGACGUGGCGAUUUUUGCUGUGGACUCACUCAGGCAGCUGUCCAUGAAGUUCCUGGAGAAGGGUGAGCUGGCCAACUUCCGCUUCCAGAAGGACUUCCUGAGGCCGUUUGAGCACAUCAUGAAGAAAAACAGAUCUCCUACCAUCAGGGACAUGGUGGUGCGCUGCAUCGCCCAGAUGGUCAACUCCCAGGCGGCCAACAUCCGCUCGGGCUGGAAGAACAUCUUCUCCGUGUUCCACCUGGCGGCGUCCGACCAGGACGAGAGCAUCGUGGAGCUAGCCUUUCAGACCACGGGGCACAUCGUCACGAAUGUAUUCGAAAAGCACUUUGCGGCCACCAUCGACUCCUUCCAGGACGCCGUCAAGUGCCUGUCAGAGUUCGCUUGCAACGCCGACUUUCCCGACACCAGCAUGGAAGCCAUCCGCCUCAUCCGACACUGCGCCAAAUACGUCUCGGGGAGGCCACAGGCCUUCAAAGACUACACCAGCGAUGACAUGAAUGUAGCGCCGGAGGACCGUGUGUGGGUGCGAGGCUGGUUCCCCAUCCUAUUCGAGCUCUCCUGCAUCAUCAACAGGUGCAAGCUGGACGUCCGGACCAGGGGGUUGACUGUGAUGUUCGAGGUGAUGAAGACAUACGGGCACACCUUCGAAAAGCACUGGUGGCAAGACCUGUUCAGAAUUGUCUUCAGGAUCUUCGACAACAUGAAGCUGCCCGAGCAGCAGACUGAGAAAGCGGAGUGGAUGACCACCACCUGCAACCACGCACUUUACGCCAUCUGUGAUGUGUUCACGCAGUACUUUGAGUCCCUCAGUGACGUCCUGCUGGACGACAUUUUAGCUCAGCUCUACUGGUGUGUGCAGCAAGACAAUGAGCAGCUAGCCCGCUCGGGCACCAACUGCCUGGAGAACGUAGUCAUCCUGAAUGGCGAGAAGUUCUCCGGCAAGACGUGGGAUAAGACGUGCAACUGCAUGCUGGACAUCUUCAAGACCACAAUCCCCCAUGCCCUGUUAACAUGGAGACCAGCAGAAGGCGAACACUUUGACAAGCCGCUGGAUUCUAUUUCCCAGAAGUCGCUAGACGACCAGCGCUCUGUCAACAGCGUGGAGAGCCGUCUUCAGAGCCAACAGAGCAGCGUCGCCUCUGGCCCGAGCGAGGACGCCGCCAGGGCCAGGAGCACCACGAGAGUUCAGGAGCAACGCUUGUUCGCCGCCUUGCUCAUCAAGUGCGUGGUACAGCUGGAGCUCAUCCACACCAUCGACAACAUCGUCUUCUUCCCUGCCACCAGCAAGAAGGAAGAUGCCGAAAACUUUGCCGCAGCACAGCGUGACGUGGCCAACACGUCAAACGUGGCCGCGGAGCCGCCGGACCAGGGCAUGUUCCGCUACCUGACGUCGGAGCAGCUCUUCAAGCUGCUGGACUGCCUGAUGGAGUCGCACCGCUUCGCGAAGGCCUUUAACUCCAAUAAUGAGCAGAGGACGCUGUUGUGGAAAGCUGGGUUUAAAGGCAAGUCGAAGCCCAACCUGUUGAAGCAGGAGACGGGCAGCCUGGCGUGCGGCCUGCGCAUCCUCUUCCGCAUGUAUACUGACAAUACGCGGCGGGACGCCUGGGAGGAGGUCCAGAGACGACUGCUCGACGUGUGUGGCGAGGCGGUGGCGUACUUCCUGGCAUUGACCUCGGAGAGCCACAGGGAGGCCUGGACCAACCUCCUCCUCCUCUUCCUCACGAAGGUUCUGAAGAUCAGCGACCAAAGGUUCAAGGCUCACGCGUCGCGGUACUACCCGCUUCUGUGCGAGAUCAUGCAGCUGGACCUCAUCCCGGAGCUGCGUGCCGUCCUGAGGAAAUUCUACCUGCGAAUCGGCCUGGUGUUCGGCAUCGCGCCCGAGCCCCAACCUCAACCUCGACCGGCCCUACAGGAGCAUCGCGCCAACCCAGAGGAGGCAGAGGAAGCUCUGUGACGCCACCUACCUGCAGCCCUUCAUCCACUUUGACUAUCAGCACGAAAAACUAAAACAAGUCUGGUUUGUAGCGAUUUCCGCCUCCGCCACCAUAACUCUGAGCUGCUCAGACGGAAUUUAUUUAAAAAUAAAGAAAUAAAUCAAAUAAAAAUGUGCUUCUUACUGUAUAUUUAAUGUAUCUAAAUGAUUGCAAAGACAUAUUCAAAAACCAUGAUGAAAUGUGACCUCUCUCUCCACACGGCUAACGUUCAUAUCCAAAUGUACAGAUGUAAUAAUCUGAUAACACUAGAUUGUUUUAAUUUUUUUAAUAUUAUUAUUUGUUGAUGCACUUGACCUCCAUUCGAAAUGCACUGGAGAUUUUACUUUUUACCCCUCCGCCCCUGAUUUGACUAACAUCUCACGGUUAAGUGAAGGCUUCAUUAAAUUAUUCCAUUUUAUAUGUUGGUACUGUUUGGUUUUUAACUGGAAGAUGAGAGAGCAACCCGAUGCUAGCUGCUUGAAAAAAGAAAGAUUAUUAGUCUGUUUUCAUGUUUGACUUUAGUUUUCACUCCUGUGUGUACAAAAAAAUCGAAAAUAAUAUAUUUAAUUUGGGUUUUUUUUCUUGGGUUUUGGGAGAAAGUAACAUGUAUAGAGAGAGGGGGGGGGGAGGGUAAAUGAGUGAUGAUGUUAGCUGUGCUUUACGUGUGAAUGGGACGCAUUCCCGCUCAUGGAUGUAGAAAACAAAAAUGUAUAUGAUGCAGCAAUGUAAAGUUUUCUAUGUUGCAAAAAAAAAAUGUACAACUUUGUGUACGAUACAUUCUCUGGCAUUCUAAUCAGGUUCUAGGUCAAUAAAGUUUUUUUGAACUUG
Molecule: messenger RNA, 6906 nt
Organism: Phyllopteryx taeniolatus (common seadragon)
Lineage: Eukaryota; Metazoa; Chordata; Actinopteri; Syngnathiformes; Syngnathidae
Gene: arfgef1
Product: ADP-ribosylation factor guanine nucleotide-exchange factor 1 (brefeldin A-inhibited)
Exons: 39
Coding region: 234-6059 (1941 amino acids)
Biological process (GO): regulation of ARF protein signal transduction
Molecular function (GO): guanyl-nucleotide exchange factor activity
Source: RefSeq, a predicted model, not a curated record